Messenger RNA from Micropterus salmoides (largemouth bass), 294 nucleotides. Its product is annotated as dynein heavy chain-like. The transcript has 4 exons. NCBI's taxonomy places the organism in Eukaryota, Metazoa, Chordata, Actinopteri, Centrarchiformes, Centrarchidae. The record is from RefSeq and is a predicted model, not a curated record.
AUGAAGAUUGAGGAGACAAGGGGCCACACAUUACAGACUGUCCUGGAGCUCACAGAUGCCCUGAGCCAGGUCUGGCAGGAGAUCCCCCAGGACACCACCCACCAUCUCAUCAGGAACCCCGACAGGCAGUACGCAGUAUACAGAGUAGUAUACAGUGUAGUACAUAGUAUACAGUAUAGUACACAGUAUACAGUGUAGUACAGUAUAUGUGUAAUAUGUGUAGUACAGUAUACAGUGUAGUACACAGUAUACAGUGUAGUACACAGUAUACAGUGUAGUACAGUAUAUGUGUAG